CUAUAAGGUGACCUGCUCCAGCUGUGUUCUUCCAUAAAGCUCCCCGAGCCACACACUCGCACCGGCUCUCUGCGGAUUUAAACUCCAGAUUUCUAACCAGUGACUCAAUUCCCUGAGCGAGAGGUGUAACAAAAACAAAACAAAAAAACCCUAGGAGUCUGUGGAUAUCUCGACUGACUCUUUGAACCUGAUUUAAACCCGGAUUUAUCCUUUUUAAUCACCUGGAAUAUUAGAAAUUCUUCCUUUUUUUUCCCCUCCAGGAUCUGUCUAUCCAAAACGGUUGGAAUCUGAGCAAGGAUGCAAGCAGUUGUGUGCAGCCUGCUGCUGUUUGUUCUCGCCGCUGCUGGAGAAGUGGUGCGAGGCUGUUCGGGGCCUUGCUCAUGCCCCCUGAUGCCUCCCUCAUGCCCAGUGGGAGUGAGCUUGGUGCUGGAUGAAUGUGGCUGCUGUAAAGUUUGUGCGCAGCAGUUUAACCAGGACUGCGGCCCGGGAAAACCCUGCGAUCAUAUUAAAGGCCUGCGCUGCCACCUAGGGGCCGGAGGAAACCCGCAACGAGGCUUGUGCCGAGCUGAUGCUCAGGGUCGGCCAUGCGAGUUCGCUGGACGCGUGUACCAGCAUGGCGAGGAUUUCCAGCCCAGCUGUGAGCACCAGUGCAGCUGCAUGGACGGCGUGGUGGGCUGCAUGCCGCUCUGCCCCCACCUCAUACCCCUGCCUGCAUGGCAUUGCACCAGCCCCCGCCUGGAAACGCCGCCAGGGCGCUGCUGCGAGGAGUGGGUGUGUCACGACGACAAUCGCAUCGAUGAAGAGCCGCGUGACUCUGCACCUGCUCGACCACACAACAACCGCAUCGACAAACUGCUGCACAUGUUCAGUUACACGUCCAGAGCAGGAGACGCCUUCCAAGAGCGGACAUCGCUGCCUUUGUCCCAAGUUCCGUCCUCCGAGUGUGUUCCUCAGACCACAGACUGGUCCAAGUGCUCCGCCUCCUGCGGCUUCGGCGUCUCCAGCCGCGUGACUAAUGCGAACCCGCGGUGUAAACUCGUCCGGGAGACGCGUCUCUGUCGGAUCCACCAGUGUGACACCAUGACGGCUGUCAGGAAAGAGAAGAAAUGCAGACGGACGUUGAGGUCCCGAGAGCCGGAGCACAUCUCGUUCGGUGGCUGUGCAACCGUGAGGCGGUACCGGCCCAAAACAUGUGGCUCGUGUACUGACGGAAGAUGCUGUCGUCCGUCCGAGACUCGCACCGUUCGCCUGCGCUUCCGCUGUCCAGACGGAGAAAACAUCACACGCAAUAUAAUGUGGAUCCAACAAUGUCGCUGCAGCAAGAGCUGGUGUAGCGCACAGAGAGACGACUCGCCUCCUUCUGUUAGCCUGCACAACGACAUCCACACCUUCUCGUUAAAGGACGAGGAGUUUGACGAUUAAAAAAACAUAUUUUUUAUCGUUGCGUCCCAAUUCCCUUACCUACACUAUGCACUAAAAGAUGAAUCUACAUACUAAAUUCCCCCUAAAUGUCCUCCUUUUGCUCGUUUUUGCCUUGCAAAUAUUUCUGAAAUCAACUGUUAAUAGCAAAAAUAUUGGCACCCUUCUCUUUUUACCAACUGGAGUUUCCUGACCCUGAUGAAAUAAUCAAUAUAAUCAUAAUAAUCCACAAAAAAACGAAGACUAUCUAGGACGGAUAGUAGGACAGUAGGCAAAUUGGGACCCAGCCACAAUUUUGAGACGUAUUUGGUGUCUGAAGUUUGUUUCUUUUUUGCACUGGCACAACGACGCUAAUUCAGCUGACAUACAGUAUAAGAUGAAGCAGGAGAUGAUUUCCAUAAAUAAAUACAAGACCAGAUAUUUCUAUAUUUCUAAACAUAAAUGCUGGAGGCAACAUUGCGAUUUUAGUAAGAUGGUAGAAAAAGCAGUAAAACAGAUGACAGACAUUGCAGCUACGUUUAUGCUUUUAGCGUCAGUCAGCUCUCAGAUUCUACAGGUUUUAAGCCCCAACAGACUAAAGCCUCCUGAGCAGGACACGAGUUCUGCAAGUUCUGAAAAACUGGAAAAACUGAACAAUCCACUACUUUCUAUGAGUUAUUUGUUUGUUAGUAAUUAAAUAAUUCUCCAAACACCAAACAUGUCUAUAAAAAUGUUAAGAAAACUGGGUUUCUUCACUGUCAUGUGCUCCCUGUGUUAAGACAAGCACUACGAGGAGAAGAGACGAGUUGAGAUGAGAGGAGACGAGAUGUUCGUCAGGAAUGGAGACUUGUAAAACUACACCUUCUCCAUAACUCCAUCCACACCUCAGUGUAGAACUUUAUUUAUGUGGACCGCCAAAGGGGACGUUUCUCUUCGUGCUUUACCUCCAACAUGUUUAAGAUCUUUCUGUUGAGUGUGUGAGUCUGUUAGAGUGUGUAUGUUAUAGUAUAGGGUGUGUGUUAAAGUGUUAGUGUAUGUUAGCGUGUGUUAGAAUGUUUGUGUGUGUGUGUGUGAUGGAGUGUGUAUUUGUGUGUUAGCGUGUGCAAACGUGUGUUAGUGUGUGUGUUAGUGUGUGUUAGCAUGUGUUAGCGUGUUAGUGUGUGUGUUUGUGUGUGUUUGUGUGUGUAAGCGUGUGUUAGUGGGUGUUAGUCUGUGUUAGCCUGUGUUAGUGUGUGUGUGUGUGUAAGUGUGUGUUAGUGUGUGUUAGCAUGUGUAAGUGUGUGUUAGCAUGUGUAAGUGAGUGUUAGGGUGUGUAAGUGUGUGUUAGCGUGUGUUAGUGUGUGUGUUAGUGUGUGUGUUAGUGUGUGUGUUUGUGUGUGUGUUAGCAUGUGUAAGUGUGUGUUAGCAUGUGUAAGUGUGUGUUAGGGUGUGUAAGUGUGUGUUAGCGUGUGUUAGCGUGUGUUAGUGUGUGUGUUAGUGUGUGUUAGUGUGUGUGUUUGUGUGUGUUAGCAUGUGUAAGUGUGUGUUAGUGUGUGUUAGCGUGUGUUAGCGUGUGUGUUAGUGUGUGUGAUUCCUGCUGAUACACUGACAGAACCAGCACAGUUUAGUUACUGCUCUUCUGGAGGCCGGUUGUUGUGGGAACCUGAACUGUAGGUCGUUUACUGGAUUUUACAGACUGAGACUUUUUCAGUGAUGAAGUAAAGAAAUAAUUUUAGGAAACUUAGGAAACCAAUUCAUCCAACAUUAACAUUAAUAACAUCGUAUUAACAGCAGCGUUAAGUUCUGUGUACUUUUUGGUCACUCAGUAUAUUCAUUGGGGUUUUUUUAUCUGAAAUUGUCCCUUAAUUUUACCCCUGCACUAUUUGAACUCCACAGCAUGUGUUGUGGCUUUACUGUGUAACCAUGUUAACGCUAGCAAGCUAAUUAUAUCAUAAAGCAGCAGUUAUUCUAGAUGUUAAAGUGACGUCAUUGUAUUUCACAGGAAAUGUAGAGUGGUAACUGUAGCUAGCUUAUUUAGUUUUACGCAAAAUGUAGGAACAAAGGCUGAAAAUUCUCCAGUAUUCUGUAUCCAUGAUGCCGUCAUGCUUCCAGCGAAUCUCAUCAACACUUGUAAAUUUAUCGUUAAUUAAUGGUCAUUCGUAUGUGUCUGUAUUUUCUUUAUGACUUUCUAUCGGUAGGGAAGAAGGACGUUGGCUAGUUUCUGAGAGUUUGACGAUGUAGGUGAUUUAGUCUCAGGUGGAUUAACGAGAGGACGUCCGACAGACGGAUCAGUCUGUGUGAUUGUUGUACUUUGUGUUAUUCAGUGUAAUUGUAAGUUGUGUUUGUUGUGUUGUUCUAAUAGACUCCAGAAGUUUCACACUUCCUCGUGCAUAUGUGUGUGUUUUAUGUGGUUAUUUGUGGAAAGACUACAGUGAGGCUUUAAUCCAUCUGAUGGACGAGCGUGUGAGAGACUUUAUUAUUAUUAUUAUUAUUAUUAUUAUUAUUAUUAUUAUUAUUGGAUGAUUAUAUAACACCGUGUCUUCUUCCUGUUUGUACAGUGAACACGUUUCACCCUCAGUGGAGUGAACGCCACUUUAGAGAUUGCUCCAUUUUUCGGGGCGUAAUUUACUCCUCCUUAAAUUCUCUGAGAUGCUCUCUUGUGUAAGAGUGCGUAACGUGUGUGUGUGUGUGUGUGUGUGUGUGUGUGUGUGUGUGUUUGAGUGUGUGUGUAACAUGUUGCCUGAUGUUGACCUUCAGUGUUAAAGUCAAAUACAGUAAAUAAAGUGUUUAAAAGAAGAUGUGAUUCUUUGUUUUAUUUGGACAGACGGAAGGACGGACGGACGGAUGGACGGACGGACAGACAGACAGAUAGAUAAAAAAAUCACAUUAUUGUGGAGCAAAUAAUUCAAUAGGUGACUGUAGAUAAAGUGAGUUGUUGGCAAAACUAUUGGCAGAUUUACAAAACUAUUCAGAUUUACCAUUUUAAGUACCUUGACCCAGAUUUUGACACAAUAUUACAAAUAUUAAAGAUGAUACU
Tachysurus vachellii is the source of this 4414-nucleotide messenger RNA. It is a transcript of the gene ccn1l2, whose product is annotated as cellular communication network factor 1, like 2. The transcript is spliced from 5 exons. Gene Ontology annotation, cellular component: extracellular region. NCBI's taxonomy places the organism in Eukaryota, Metazoa, Chordata, Actinopteri, Siluriformes, Bagridae. Gene Ontology annotation, biological process: signal transduction. Bases 298 to 1422 code for a protein of 374 amino acids. Gene Ontology annotation, molecular function: protein binding. The record is from RefSeq and is a predicted model, not a curated record.